Ruditapes philippinarum (Manila clam) is the source of this 1605-nucleotide messenger RNA. RefSeq names its product fibropellin-1-like. NCBI's taxonomy places the organism in Eukaryota, Metazoa, Mollusca, Bivalvia, Venerida, Veneridae. Gene Ontology annotation, biological process: heterophilic cell-cell adhesion; establishment or maintenance of epithelial cell apical/basal polarity. The transcript has 11 exons. The coding region runs from base 1 to 1113 and encodes 370 amino acids. Gene Ontology annotation, molecular function: calcium ion binding. Gene Ontology annotation, cellular component: protein-containing complex; plasma membrane. The record is from RefSeq and is a predicted model, not a curated record.
AUGGUCAGAAUGGUUAACAUUUGGCAUUUGCUGAUAGCAAUUAUAUUGAGUUGCAGCUAUGCUGUUACGGAAAAAACAAUAGAUACGAAGAAAAGAUUCGUCUUGCAAGACUCUACUUUACGUAAUUACGACCCGCACACAGAGAUCUCACUUUGCAAAUGUUUCAAUGACUGUCAUCUUGAUUCCUUCAAUUUGAAAACUACAAAUUUGACAAGAUAUAAUCAGAUCUGGAAUGCAACUGAUUGUUCAGGAGAAACAAGAUGCGGAUUAAGUGAUCCAUGCAAAAAUGGUGGGCAUUGUAUUGACAAAGACCAUGGUAAUUUCUACACAUGUAACUGUGAAAAGAACUUCACAGGCAUAGAUUGCAGCAUCAAAGCCGAUAGUAACGUUUGCCUUCAUAAUCCGUGUCUACACAAUGGAACAUGCAGUAAUACUCAAUCAAAUAAAGUGAAAUGUAACUGCCCACUUGGAUAUGAUGGCCAGUUCUGCGAGAAUGACAUAGACGAGUGCGACCAGUUCCAUCUUUGUCAAAAUGGUGCGACUUGUCAUAAUACCGAUGGUCACUUUCAAUGCAUUUGCCUUGCUGGUUGGAGCGGUACCCUUUGCGAGACUGAUGUGGAUGAAUGCUCAUCAAACACUUGCUUGAAUGGAGCCACGUGUAAUAACACACCAGGCGGUUAUAAUUGCACAUGUGGGUCAGGAUGGACUGAUGUAAACUGUGACACAGAUGUCAACGAGUGUAUGAAUAGCCCUUGUAUAAACAAUGGAACAUGUAAUAACCUUAAUGGAACCUACGACUGCGCCUGCCCCUCAGCAUGGACCGGCACUAAUUGUGAAACAGAUUUAGACGAGUGCCAAACCUUUAACUCAAAAGGGUUUUUAUGUUGGAACAACGCAACGUGCACAAAUUCGAUUGGUGGCUACACGUGUAAUUGUGCAAUUGGUUGGAAAGGACUAUUUUGCAAAAAAGAAAACCACGAUUGUGACAGUUCACCGUGUGGAAAUAAUGGAACUUGCUCUCUUACACCAUCUGGAUUUAAUUGCACAUGCCCAGAAGGAUGGGAGGGACAAGCAUGUGCUCACGGUGAAAAAAACCAAAACGUUUUAACAUAAUGUGUUUAUGAUGUGUUACGGGAAUGUUUUAAAGAAAUCGUUAUUUAAAUAACUAUUCAUAUAACGAUUCUUUAUGUUAUGAUAUAUUUUUCCUUUUUUUCUCUUUCAUUUUAUCAAAGGUUUUACAAAUGAUAUGAUAUAUUUAGACACAGUACAUAAAAAAUCGAUACUUUUCAAAAGUUAAACGUACUGUCGUUAUUGUGACUCAUAUUUCGGACUCAUGCCAGCAUUAAAAGAACACCCCUGAGUUUUUUUGACACGAUGGGAUUAAACAUUAUUUCAAGAUAAAUGUUCCAUUUUGAUAUAAGAUUAGACCAACAUUAUCUUUAUGUUUCUGGACUUUUGAACCUCAGUGGAGUUCGUUUAUUCGUUUAAUUACCUUUGAUACUUUAGAAAAAAAAACACGAAUUAUGCACGCGAGCGUUAUUUCAACUGUUGCCACUAUAUUACAUUAAAAGUCGUGCUAUUGUUACAACAACAACAACAACAACA